Messenger RNA from Brassica napus (rape), 1350 nucleotides. RefSeq lists its product as uncharacterized. The transcript is spliced from 2 exons. Lineage: Eukaryota; Viridiplantae; Streptophyta; Magnoliopsida; Brassicales; Brassicaceae. The record is from RefSeq and is a predicted model, not a curated record. Bases 959 to 1204 code for a protein of 81 amino acids.
AUUUUUAUUUAAUUUAGAUGUUUUUCUUUAUGUUUUGUUUCAAAAGUUUUGUUUUUUACUUCGGUUAUAUCCGAACCAAACCGAUAUAACCUGAAUCCGUACGAUAUAUGAUUACUUUAUAGGUUUUAGGACGCAAUACACUUUUGAGCCGAACCCGAAGUGUUAUUAUCCGAACCCAACCCGUACUAAUAAAAUUUUAGUAUAGGACCUAGGAUCGUAAACCCGAAAAUCCGAAAACCCGAAAAAACCCGAUCCGAACGCCAACGGAUACCCGAACGCCCAUGCCUAACCAACGGGAUCAGAUUCGCUUUGGUAAUAUUGGCCAUGUUGAUUCAGUAUCCUUACAAAAUCAAGUUUCAAUUUUAUCGACGUCAAAAAUAAACAAAGUCAGCUGUUUUAUGGAGUUUGAUUUCAACUUUUGACGAAAACUAUUAAUCAAUAUCUUAAAUACAUUAUCUACGAAAAAAUAGUAAAUAAUAAUCAAGGAGACAUUUGAACAUGUAAAAAACUUUGUUAAAUUGAAACCACCUAGACUAGCCACUUACAAAAUGUUCUGGUAGACUUUAAAGAAUCAAAUCCUACCAGUACAAUUUCAUAGUCAUAGACAAAUUCUGGGAACAAAAGAAUGAGCACUACCAGCAGUCUCAAACAGAUUGAAUGAUCAAAAAAUUUAUAAACUUCUUCAGAUUUGCGUAUUAACUAGAGAUCUAAAGUCUCCUCACACAUACAUUCAGCCGUCGUUCAUUCAUUAUCGAUGGUGUGAAUUUUCGGUUGCUUACUUAGUCAAUAGUCAUAUAUACUUGUUUACUCUCUAUAUUAUUUUAUCGCUAGACUUCUUGACCAACUUUGCUCCAGUUUUUUGUUCUUGGCCUAUAUAAGCAUCACCUACAAUGGUUUCAAACUGCAAUCAGAAAUCAUUUUCGUAAGUUUCUAAUCAUUUUUUAGCAGAACGUUUUCAAUGGCAACCGAGCGAUCAAGCUCAGUCAUCCUCCUCUCUGUUCUUGUACUUGCUUUGGUCCUGUCUCCAAUCCUUCCAUGUCAGGCAGCUCGAGCGCAUCUAGAUGUUGAAGGGCGUAUGCUGCUCCUGCUGAGAGCACAACGAGUACCACCGCCGCCACCAAUUCGCUUCUGUCCUGCUUGUGCGUGUUGUGCACCGGCUCCACCAGGUGCUUGCUGCCCAUGUCGAUGCACUAAUGAUCCGUAAAAGUUUUUGGUUUCAUCUAAUAGCUUUCGAUGUGUUUGAUAUCUAUAUAUUUAUAUUUACAUGUGAAUAAGCCAUCAAAAUAUUAGGCUGUGUUUGGAAUAUGUACCUUUUGUUUAUCAUAUGAUAUAUCCUCUGAUUGGGAAACA